Molecule: messenger RNA, 1660 nt
Organism: Canariomyces notabilis
Lineage: Eukaryota; Fungi; Ascomycota; Sordariomycetes; Sordariales; Chaetomiaceae
Product: alpha/beta-hydrolase
Exons: 1
Coding region: 338-1288 (316 amino acids)
Molecular function (GO): hydrolase activity
Source: RefSeq, a predicted model, not a curated record
GCCCUAGUUGCAGCGGGACAUAAGCGAUCCGGUGCCGCCGGGUCCCGUCUCACCCAGGCCCCGGCACCUCUGUCGACAAUCCACGUCACGUAUUUCGACUAGAGCAACAGCACCCACUGCAUCACACUGUUGUGCGGGACCGAAAACCAUUUCUGGCCUUCAGUCUAGCUGCGUCGCUUAUUCCCCACAACCAAAUAGCUAUAGCGCAUUCUAUCCUCUGCGCAUCUCCGGCUAAGAUCCGCGACUCGGACAGGUACCCAACACCAGAGAGCGACUGAACGCCUGUUAGCGUCCUGUGCCAGAUACAUGUACUAGCACAUACUUGGCAGCAGCAGCCAUGGCCCACCACGUGGGCUUCUUCACCUACCUGCGACUCAAAGUCAUCGUCACGCUCUUACGCGGCCUGCUCGUCGUGCAGGGCUAUCUGCCGCUCCGCCGGGACCGGCUGCUCGCCCAGAAGAUCCCUGUCCACCGCGAGCGCGUCCGUAUCCCCUCGCGCGACCCAGCCCGCUUCAUUGACGCCUACCUCUACCACCCGCCCUCGCCGUCCUCCGGCCCGGCCCCCGUUGUCGUCAACUGGCACGGCAGUGGUUGGGUCUUCCCGCUGCUGGGCAGCGACGAGCUCUACUGCCGACGGAUCGCGCACGAGGCGUCCAUCUACGUGCUCGACGCCGACUACCGCAAGGCGCCAGAGAACCCCUACCCGGGCCCGCUCAACGACGUCGAGGACGCGCUGCGCUGGGUCGGCUUGCAGUCCUCGCGCUUCGACCCCGCGCGGGUUGCGCUCUCGGGCUUCAGCGCCGGCGCCCACCUGGCCCUCGUCGCCGCAUCCGCGCUCCGCAAGUCGCUGGCCCAGCUCCACCUCACCAUCGUUGCCGUCGUCGCACACUACCCGGAAACCGACCUGUCGGCCGAGCCCGAGACCAAGACAGUCCCCGCCCCGAUCCGCCCCCACCCGCACGCGAUGCUGCAUUUUUUCCACGACUGUUUCGUCCCCGAUAAGGACCUACGUACCGAUCCAAAGGUAUCACCGUCGCGGGCUGACCCGGCAGAGUUCCCGCCGCAUGUGAUUAUGCUGACGGCAUCGGGGGAUGUUUUCUCUCCUGAGGCGGUCGAGCUCGCGGCCAAGCUGGACGAUGGCCGGAGGACCGUGGUCGUGAAGACGCUGGCGGAUGUGCAUCAUGGCUUUGACAAGGGCGCGCAGAGAGGCACCAAGGAGUGGGACAGACGGGAGGAGGCGUAUGAGGUUGUUGUUAAGAGCCUGAAGGACGCGCUCCAGGUUUCAUAGACUUCAAUGCGCUCUCUCUUUCCACCAGCACCUUACCACUGUUGGGACGUGCUGUUGCAUAUGGGCAGUCUUGGCAUGGUAGGAGACGAUGUGCUUGGCCCGGGCCGAGAGAGUUUGCUCUCGGUGCACGGUUCAUGUGUAUCCCAUCGUCGCAUCGCCUUUUUGUGUAGCUUCGUGGCGCGAACUUCCCUUUGCUUUCGAUUUCGAAAAUUCUCGUUGUUAAUGAGGGUUUAUCGCUGGAUUUAAUGUCGCUCAAUCGGCAUUCCAUGUCGUUGUCCAUUUUGUAAGGUGAGUCUGGCCUUGACGAGCCCGGAUGAGAGAUGAACAGGAGGAUGACUGAAGAGAACGAGGGGUUGGGAGAGAAGGGCUGAA